GUUCAGGCAUCAUAACGCGGUGCUGAAGGAGGUGAGGAGGAAAACAGAGGGGAGAGAGAGAGGGAGAGGAUCGGAAGUUGGAUGGUGCUUUCCUUUGUGGCCGCGUCUCUGCGCUCGCGAACAACGACCGGGUUCAUCCGUGAUCGGUGGACUCGCACCGUCUGCUGCCGUUUCGCGCCUACUCGUCCUGCUCUCGUCUCACACACGGUCCGCUCCCACUGCGAACCGUCGCUCGGCCGCGAUGAUGGAGGAGUCGGUGACCGCGUUUGAGACACAUCUGACGGCUGUCAUGGACAGUCUGAUCCGAGCCUCGGUCUGCGAGAUCACCAAACUCUUCCAGGAGACGGUCAACGACUACCUGGUGGAGCUGUCCCUCAACAGGAAGGAGAACGAGGCUCUCAAGCUGCGGCUCCGGCUCACUGAGAGCAAGCUGAGGACCGAGCGCAUGUACGGGCUGGGCUGGGCUUCCAAUCGCCGCAACGCCGGGCUGGCAGCGCAGGAGGAGGAGGGAGCUGGAGGAGGGCGGCAGAAACGGAAAGUUGAAGGGACCCGAGGCAAGUCAAAGAAGGGCCCGGCAGCAGCCUGUGGCAAAGGCUGGCCUGGAGGUGUGUGGGAGGAAGAAAGAGGUGGAGGUGGCAACAGCAAUGGCAGUGGUGGUGGGGGCGGCGGAGGAGCGAUGGGGAUGGCAGCAGGAGGAAGAGGAGGGAAGGAGGCGAGGGAGCUGUACCUCAUCCAGUACCCCGGGGAUGACGAGGAUGAGGGAGGAAUGGCGGAGGACGAGGCAGGGGAGGGCAGCCUCAGCGGUGAGGGGGAGGAGACGGCCAACAUCAAAGAGGAGUUUGCUCAAACAGAAGGCUAUCAACCUGCCUCUCUGCGGCUUAUAAAGGAGGCGUUGAAGAUGGACCUAUCCAACCAGAACUUCCACACGAGCUCCAGAGCCGAAAGCGAAGGAGACUUGUCCGAUCGUCCCCCGAGCCUUCACCCAGGAAAGAGAGAGGAGGACGACUGGGAAGUGGGUUCACAAUCGGAGCCAUCAGAGAGCGGCAUGACCAUGGAUGAGUUGAGGGGUCUAGAGUCUGCACUGAGGGCAGAAAGGGGGCGCGAGCAGGCUGCCAUGAUGGCCUCCCAGCCUGGCAGCCCUGUAGGUGUGGCACGAGGGAGCAAAAUCAACCUUGCACCCAAGUACAUCGGUCUUGAUGGUAUGGAGCACGAUUCAGAGCAGGAGCCUGAGCCGCCCACUUUGCAGAGAGAGGACCCUAUAGGGCAAGGGAGGGGGAAGGACACAGUGAGGCCGGGAGGGGAGCUGAUGUCCGGCUGGUCGAAGAAGUUGAAAGACGGCGACUUGGGAACGGAUAUAAAUGAAGAGGAUGCGAUGGAGAAGGGAGAGGCGGAGCAUAUGCCCCACUCGUCUGCUUCUGGGAGUAUCGGCGAGAGCGGAGGGGAAGAGGAGGGUGGCGGAGACCUGCUCCACUUCUGCCCACAGUGUGGAGGAGGCUUCACCUCAGAGGCUGAGCUGGACGAACACCCAUGUCCACUAGGAGGCGCCCACGUACAGAGCAGCGGAGCAGAGGACGGUCUUUUCCCCUGUGCCCACUGUGGCAACACGUUCAGCCAUGCCUGGGCUCUUAAGAACCACGAGUGUGCCUGCGCCGCCGAACGGCCACACUGCUGCGAAAUCUGCGGGAAGCGCUUCACACACUCGCGUUCGCUGGAACGACAUCACCUGGUGCACACAGGCGAGAGGCCCCACCGGUGUCCGCAGUGCGGACGCAGCUUCAGCCGCCUUGGCAACUUGGAACGGCACCAGCGGAUCCACACGGGCGAGCGUCCGUACGGGUGCGAGGCGUGUGGAAAGCGCUUCAGUCGCGUGGAGUACUUAAAGAGACACCAACUCAUACACAACAGUGAAAAGGCAACACUGCAGUGCUCCAACUGUGGGAGAGGCUUCAGCGACGUGGAGCAACUGAAAAACCACCAGUGUUUUUAGAGACGCUGGCAAAAACACUGAAAACAUGGAUGAUGUUGAAUUGAAUGUGGUGGAAUUCUGACUCUGGCAGGAUGUGAAGCGGAGCACACUUGGAAGUGGACGAUUUUCGCCGAGUACACAACAAGACGACAAAAUGUCAACAGCUUUUACUUAUUUAUGAUGAUCAAUAAAUGGUUCAGUUUUUUAAAAACCCUUUCUAUCUGUAUUUCACUCAUGUUAAGUCAUAGCAAAGGCCUUGUUUUCCUCUGACCGUAUCACUGACCGGUGUUUUUGUAUGUGCUGUUGACCAUAUCCUAAAAAAUAAAUAUUUCAAUUAAUAAGUCGA
Molecule: messenger RNA, 2312 nt
Organism: Solea solea (common sole)
Lineage: Eukaryota; Metazoa; Chordata; Actinopteri; Pleuronectiformes; Soleidae
Product: zinc finger protein 696
Exons: 5
Coding region: 242-1987 (581 amino acids)
Biological process (GO): regulation of transcription by RNA polymerase II
Molecular function (GO): RNA polymerase II cis-regulatory region sequence-specific DNA binding; DNA-binding transcription factor activity
Source: RefSeq, a predicted model, not a curated record